Molecule: messenger RNA, 1568 nt
Organism: Lucilia cuprina (Australian sheep blowfly)
Lineage: Eukaryota; Metazoa; Arthropoda; Insecta; Diptera; Calliphoridae
Product: endoribonuclease CG2145-like
Exons: 5
Coding region: 415-1407 (330 amino acids)
Molecular function (GO): RNA endonuclease activity
Source: RefSeq, a predicted model, not a curated record
CUUUUGUUUUAGACAGCUGUACUAAUAAUUAUAAUAACAACAACAACAAUGUGAGAACACACAUUUGGAGUUUUUAUAUUUAAAUAUAAACAAGAAAUACAACAACAGCAUUAAAACGCUGAAAUCAAAUAAUGAUCUCAAAUCAAAACACGGAAUGUUUUAAACAAAAACUAAAAAUAUUUAAACAAAUUGUCAAAUAUACAAAAACAGUUGAAAGAGUGAAAUCAAAAGAAGAAACGCGGCGGACAAGAAAAAAAAUAUUAAAAAAAAGAUAAAAUAUACUCAUAGUUAAAGUGAAAUAAUAAUUAAACAACAGAAAAAGUGAUUAAUAUAUCUAUGAUAAAUGAAAAAAAAGUGUAAUUAACUAAUUAACCUAAGUGUAAAAAAAACGAAAAGCAACAAAGUAUCUUUAAGAUGUCAAACCUUAACAACAUCACUAGCACCCCCACCGUCACAACUACGGCGGAAGAGGAAAAAUGUGCGAAAAUUAAACGUUUCAUAGUAUUUGGAGUUUUGGCCGCAUUGGCCAUUAUUGGCUGGCAUUUAUAUGAACAUUUUAUGUAUGAUCCCUCCUCAAAAGAUCAUGUCACACCUACAGAACAUGAAAUACAUGAAUUUACCCGUAAUCUCUAUGAACUAGAAAUGCAACAUAAUCCAUAUUUAGCGAAAGUAAAUUUUCAGGGUAAAACCAAGGCCUCCUAUCGUGAUGAUAGAGCACCAGCACCUCUCUUACAGGUCAAUGAUGAUCUACUCUCUCUAAACGAUGUCAAAACUAUAGCUUUAAUGCGUCGCUUAUUUGAUAACUAUGAGCUGGAUACACAUGCCAUUGAACAGGUGACACCCGAAGAGGAACAGGAGGAGUUGGAUUUUCUUAAAGCUAUCCUCGAUACACCCAUUAUGAAAAAAACAAUGAAAUUUUUAGAAUUUAAAGGAGCUGUAACCAACAACUAUAAUACACAAUUACAACUCCUUAAGGACACCUGGUUCAUACAGUAUUCUCGAGGCCAGGGACGUAUUGGUAGUUCAGGGUUCGAACAUGUUUUCAUGGCAGAAAUACGUGAUCACAAUGUUUUAGGUCUACACAAUUGGGUUUAUUUUAAUGAACAGGAAAAAUUGGGUAAUUUAGAUUAUAAAGGCUAUAUCACUAAAGUGGAUUUGGAAAAGGAUUCACACUAUCUAACAGCUCUACGUUUUCAUUUUCACAAUAUAAACAAAGCUUAUAACACUUUACUGGUGGGAACCUCUCCGGAAUUGGAACUAAGUUUAUAUACUACUUGCUUUCUCUUGAGUGUAGGUAAACCCUGCUCUGUGCAAUUGGGUCAGGUUAAGUUUAAUAUUAUAACACAUGCCUGGGAUUGGCAGGGAAAGAAAACUAUAGCCACCGCUUAUCCCUCCAUAGAAAAGUAAUUAAUUUUUUGAUUUCUUCUAAAGAAAUUACUAAGUCAAGUAGUAAAUGCUAAUUUUUUUAUAAAAAUGAGGCUUUUUUUCUCUUAAGUAUAUAUGUAUAUAGUUUUUUUUUUGUAUAUUUAAUUAAUUUAUAAUAAAUUAAAUUUAUUUAUAUAUUUUUU